AAAUACCUGAAUCUCCAUUUUUUUUCUAACCAAUAUUGUGCUUUAUUAAUUUCUCAUAGCCUGUUUUUUUUUCUUCAACCAAAAGAAUCUCUCAUUGCUUUCCAUUCAUUUCUCAUCUUUGAAUCAAAGUGAUAGCAAUCUAAUGGGAUUUGGGUCGAUUUUGAGUAGGGAAAAGAAGCAAAAUCCCUCGAAUCCAGUUGCUUCUUCAUCUCCAAUGCGAACCCAACUUGAAGAACUGGAACUAGUUUUCAAAAAGUUCGACAUCAAUGGCGACGGUAAGAUCUCAUCUUCGGAGCUUGGUUCCGUCUUGGGUUCUCUCGGCCUACAACACUCCGAAGAUGAACUCCUGAAAAUAAUCAAAGAAAUCGACACUGAUGGUGAUGGGUUCAUAGAUUUCAAAGAGUUUGUGGAGCUGAACACCAAAGGAGUGGACUCAAACAAGGUUCUGGAGAACCUGAAGGAUGCUUUCUUGGUGUAUGAUAUUGACGGGAAUGGGUUUAUUACGGCCGAGGAACUUCACCAAGUUUUCAAAAGCCUCGGAGAUGAAUGCUCGAUCAUGGAAUGUAGGAAGAUGAUAAGUGGAGUGGAUAAGGAUGGAAAUGGGAUGAUUGAUUUCGAAGAGUUUAAGGUUAUGAUGAUGGCCGGCGCUAGAUCUUAACUCCAUGGAACCUCGGACUCAAUGAAGAUGAUGGUGUUCCCUUUUUAUUUUGGAGGGUUAAUCGGUCGUGCCAUGUUUUUAUAUAUCUAAAUAUUAGUUGAUCAAAAGAAUAUUAUGCAAAUCACUACCCCCCCCCCCCCAAAAAAAAAUCCAAAUGUUCUUAUACAAUCCAUGAAAUA
Molecule: messenger RNA, 837 nt
Organism: Gossypium raimondii (Peruvian cotton)
Lineage: Eukaryota; Viridiplantae; Streptophyta; Magnoliopsida; Malvales; Malvaceae
Product: probable calcium-binding protein CML25
Exons: 1
Coding region: 143-658 (171 amino acids)
Molecular function (GO): calcium ion binding
Source: RefSeq, a predicted model, not a curated record